Closterium sp. Yama58-4 is the source of this 867-nucleotide messenger RNA. NCBI's taxonomy places the organism in Eukaryota, Viridiplantae, Streptophyta, Zygnematophyceae, Desmidiales, Closteriaceae. The record is from the annotation of a GenBank genome assembly.
AUGCGCGCCUCGUGCUCUGACUGGACAUCAACCAGCAGAGCUACUCCGGAUGACGGAGAUAGCACCUCGUCGCCUCAAGACAGUCCCGAGGAUGUGUGGGCGUUUACGAAGUGGACACCGCACGUUUCCCCGUGUCUUGUAGCGGGGCUGCCUAUAGAGGAGCUAGACGCGCACCUGAACUUCCGCCGCGGGUGGACCCUGGGCUUCGUGGACGACGUGGAGGACAAGACGCAGAUCCUACCGUUUCUACGAGCCAACAUGGAUCCCGCCUUGCACACUAGGAAGAGGAGGGUGUUGGUAGACCUGGGAGCCAAUAAGUUUGAGACAAGUGUCGCCUGGUUCCUUCGAAUGUACCCCCUCGAUUUCACCGAGAUUCAUGCGGUGGAAGUGGAGACCGGCCUGUUCCAGAAGCCAUCUACACCACCGCUUGAGGUACCGGCCUAUGAGAUCAACUCGCAAUCUCGCCUGCGUCCGUUUCGCAGCGGCCCUGCAGGUUUCCCUGCAUGGCUGAUGGACCGCGUCCACCCCCACAACUUGUUCAUCUCCUCCCAGGACAACCUAGACAACCCAGAAGAGCACGUGGUGAACGUGACCCGAUGGUUACUAGAAGAGCUGCAGUUGACAGAGGAGGACUCGGUGAUUAUAAAGAUGGACAUAGAGGGGGCGGAGUGGGCGGUGCUGUGUGAGUGGCUGGCCAUCCCGCGCAUGCCCGCCAUUGUGGACGAGCUCUUUGUGGAGGUGCACUACCACCACCCCUCCAUGGAGGGUUUCACGUGGACGGAUAGGUUCAACCACACGCGUGACGACACCACACAGUUAUUGACGGACUUGAGAAGAGCCGGGUUCUACGUGCAUCCAUGGCCGUAG